Messenger RNA from Phyllopteryx taeniolatus (common seadragon), 2284 nucleotides. Its product is annotated as heterogeneous nuclear ribonucleoprotein R-like. Gene Ontology annotation, molecular function: mRNA binding. The transcript has 12 exons. Gene Ontology annotation, cellular component: nucleus; ribonucleoprotein complex. Bases 208 to 2199 code for a protein of 663 amino acids. Lineage: Eukaryota; Metazoa; Chordata; Actinopteri; Syngnathiformes; Syngnathidae. The record is from RefSeq and is a predicted model, not a curated record.
CCAAGUAGUUCAUGCGGUUCUCGCGAUAUUUGCCCAUGGUGGCGUUGUUCUCGCUCGCCGACGACGAGACUAGCUGUCUGGAAAUUUAUCUCGUGGGUUCGACGCAAUAACAUUUUUCUAACUGUUAGUUUUAUUCCACCGCCAGACACGUUAGUUGUUUCACAUUUCAAAGCGCACUGCUGUUUAUUUCCGGAAUCCAGCUGGAGAAUGGCUGCCGCUGAAGUGAACGGCAGUUCUGCCCUGCUGAAGGAGGAAGAAGAACCCAUGGAUGUUACAGGACCACUCACGGAGAACUACCAGACACUGAUUAACGCGGGACUCUCACAGAAUGUGGCUGAAAACCUAGAUAACAUCUUUCAGACAGGCCUGGUAGCGUAUGCUGAAUUGGACGAGAGGGCCAUCGACGCUCUCCGGGAGUUCAGUGAGGACGGAGCACUCGCUGUGCUGCAGCAGUUCAGAGAAAGUGACCUGUCGCAUGUACAGAAUAAGAGCGCUUUUCUUUGUGGAGUGAUGAAAACUUACCGACAGAGAGAGAAGCAAGGUAACAAAGUACAAGAGUCCACUAAAGGUCCAGAUGAGACAAAAAUAAAGGCUCUUUUGGAGCAGACAGGAUACACUUUGGAUGUCACCACAGGGCAGAGGAAAUAUGGAGGGCCUCCACCUGAGGAGGUUUUCAAAGGAUUACAACCAGGGAUUGGGACAGAGGUGUUUGUGGGAAAGAUCCCGAGGGACUUGUACGAAGAUGAGUUGGUGCCACUGUUUGAGUCUGCUGGACCCAUCUGGGACCUCAGAUUAAUGAUGGACCCGCUUUCUGGUCAGAAUAGAGGUUACGCCUUCAUCACAUUCUGCAAUAAGGAUGACGCACAAAAAGCUGUGAAGCUUUGUGAUAACUACGAAAUCCGGCCUGGCAAGUAUUUGGGAGUGUGCGUAUCUGUUGCCAACAAUCGCCUGUUUGUCGGCUCUAUCCCAAAGAACAAGACUAGAGAAAGUAUAUUGGAAGACUUUGGCAAAGUUACAGAGGGUCUCCAAGAAGUGAUCUUGUACCACCAGCCAGAUGAUAAGAAGAAGAACCGAGGCUUCUGUUUCCUGGAGUACGAGGACCACAAGUCCGCCGCGCAGGCCCGUCGCCGCCUCAUGAGUGGCAAGGUCAAAGUGUGGGGGAAUCCAGUGACUGUGGAGUGGGCUGACCCUGUCGCUGAGCCAGACCCUGAAGUCAUGGCGAAGGUAAAAGUGCUCUUUGUAAGGAAGCUGGCCACUGCAGUGACCGAAGAGCUCCUUGAAAAGACCUUCUCUCAGUUUGGAAAGCUGGAGCGAGUGAAGAAAUUGAAAGACUACGCUUUUGUUCAUUUUGAAGAAAGGGAUGCUGCUGUAAAGGCUAUGGAUGAGAUGAACGGGAAGGAGCUCGGCGGGGAUGAAAUCGAGAUUGUCUUGGCCAAACCUCCAGAUAAGAAGAGGAAAGAGCGGCAAGCAGCUCGGCAGACAUCCAGGAGUGCUGGGUAUGACGACUACUAUUACUACCCAGCUCCCCGCAUGCCACCACCAGGGCGUGGCAGAGGUCGUGGUGGUCGUGGGGGCUAUUCCUAUCAAACAGAUUACUAUGGCUAUGAAGACUAUUACGAUGACUACUAUGGCUACGACUAUCAUGACUAUCGUGGGGGCUACGAAGACCCUUACUACAGCUACGACGACGUAUACAGCGGCAGGGGGCGUGGCAGCCGUCCCAGUAGGAGCGGGCCUCCAUCCAGGGCCCGCGGUGCGCCGCCGACCCGAGGCAGGGGGGGCUACUCCCAGAGAGGGCCGCCCCUCGGAGCGCCGAGGGGUAGCCGAGGAGGGCGGGGGACCCCGUUCCAGCCCCAGAGGGGCCGCGGGCCUCGUGGGCCCCGGGGCAAUCGCGGGGGGAAUGUCGGAGGCAAGAGGAAGGCAGAUGUGUUUAACCAGCCCGACUCCAAGCGUCGCCAGACCAACAACCAGCAGAACUGGGGGUCCCAGCCCAUCGCCCAGCAGCCCCUGCAGCAAGGGGCCGACUAUUCCGGUGGAGAAAAGAAUCCACAAAGGAGGAAAUCGACAUUUUGUAAGUGUAUGCUUAGCGUUUCUAGAGAGCAUCAAAUUGUGAUUUUUAUUUUAAUUGAUACCAUCAUUUCCUGUUUUCUUUCAAAUUGCCCAAUAGAAUUUGGUUUGGCUUACCUUAAGAGCCAAUAGCAGUUUGUUCUCUGAUGUUAUUUGUAUUUAUAACUUCUACAUCUGUUCCAUUUCAAUAAAACUCAGCUGAGAAUCAAUCAGUCAA